Molecule: messenger RNA, 1614 nt
Organism: Triticum turgidum subsp. durum (durum wheat)
Lineage: Eukaryota; Viridiplantae; Streptophyta; Magnoliopsida; Poales; Poaceae
Source: the annotation of a GenBank genome assembly
AUGGCUUCCAAGCUCCAGCUCCCGCGCUCCUUCAUUGCAAUUGUGGUUCUCGCGACGGUUAUCCACCCUUGCACAUCCGUUGAGUUUCACCGCAAGCUCGCCAGUUGGUCUAAUGCCGGCGCGACAUGGUAUGGCGCCGCUAAUGGGGCUGGGAGUGAUGGUGGUGCGUGCGGGUACAAGGGCGCCGUCGACCAGCCACCGUUUUCGUCCAUGAUCGCCGCCGGCGGCCCUUCCCUCUACGCAUCUGGCCUUGGCUGUGGAUCUUGCUACCAGGUGAAAUGCACUGGUAACACCGCGUGCUCGAGCAGCCCGGUGACGGUCGUCAUCACAGACCAGUGCCCCGGCGGCCCUUGCUUGGAAGAGCCGCACUUCGACCUGAGCGGGACGGCGUUCGGUGCCAUGGCGAAGCCCGGCCAGGCCGACCAGCUGCGCGCCGCGGGUGUCCUCCAAAUCCAGUUCACCCGAGUGCAGUGCAACUGGGAUGGAGUGAAGCUAACCUUCGUCGUGGACGCCGGCUCGAACCCGAACUACUUGGCCGUGCUCGUCCAGUACCAGAACGGCGACGGGAACCUCUCGGGCGUCGAGCUCAUGCAGAGCGGUGCGGCGGCGGCAUGGACGCCGAUGCAGCACUCGUGGGGCGCUGUCUGGAAGCUCGACGCCGGGUCGGCGCUGCAGGCGCCGCUCUCCCUCCGCCUCACGUCCAGCUCUGGCAAGAAGCUCGUCGCCAGCAACGUCAUCCCGCUUGGGUGGAAGGCCGGCUCUGCGUACCAGUCGACUUAUGGAGAAGCCUGCGUUUACGAGAGAAUGAAUAGAUUGAAAGUUUCUGAAAAAAGUGAAGAAACAGCCCCCUUCGUCGCUCUGAGAAAAAUUGUGUUGAAAGAUGUUGGUAGCAAUGAUGCGGAUUGGAUCCGUGAUCUGAGGUUUAUCCUCAUUGCUGCACAGAAGAAUUGUGGCGCGUGCGGUUACCAAAGCGCCGUCGGCCAGCACCCAUUCUCGUCGAUGAUCGCCGCCGGCGGACCUUCCUUCUUCAAGAGCGGCAAAGGCUGCGGUGCAUGUUAUCAGGUCAAGUGCACCGGUAACAAGGCCUGCUCCGGCCGCCCGGUGACUGUCGUCAUCACUGACAACUGCCCCGACGGUAUAUGCGCCUCGGAGGAUCAUUUCGACAUGAGCGGCACCGCCUUCGGCGCCAUGGCCAACCGAGGGAUGGCUGACCGCCUCCGCUCCGCCGGACAGCUCAAGAUCCACUACGCGAGGGUGCCCUGCAACUACAACGGCAUGAACAUUGUCUUCAAGGUGGACGCGGGCUCCAACCCGUUCUACCUCUCCGUGCUGAUCAUCUACCAGGCCGGCGACGGAGACCUCUCUGCCGUCGACAUCAUGCAGGGCGGCUGCGCGCCCGGCCACCACAACGAUCACGGCGCGCCGUGGAUGGCGAUGAAGCAGUCCUGGGGCGCACUGUGGCUCCUCCAGUCGAACAACGGGAAGCCUCUCCAAGCCCCGUUCUCGUUCCGGCUCACCUCGGGUUCCGGCAAGGUGCUCGAGGUCACCAACGCCAUCCCUUCCGGCUGGACGGCCGGCACGUCCUACAGCUCCUCGGUGAACUACGCCAGCUAG